AUGAUUCUUGCUGAAAAGAUCAUUUUGUCACUGUUUUUUGGUGGGGUUUUUGUGCUAUUUCUGCAGCUAUAUGAUGCUUUGUUGUUAAAGCCAAGAAGUAGAAGAUUAAAGCUUCAAAUACAGGGGAUAAAAGGGCCUAUCCCAUCUUUGAUGUACGGAAACAUUGCUGAAUUGAAGAGAAUUCAACUUCAGAAGCGUCCGACUGGAGUGUCAGUUGAAGACAACCAGUUUGGUGGAAGAAGCGUUGUAGAACAUGCCUGGAUCUCUGCAGUCUUUCCACAUAUUGAGCAAUGGCGUAGAGAAUAUGGACCAACAUUCAUGUAUUCUACUGGGAACAUACAGAUACUUUGUGUUACGGAUCCGGAGAUGGUGAAAGAAAUAAGUCUUUGCACCUCUUGGAGUCUAGGUAAGCCUUCUUAUCUAUCGACAGAACGUGGCCCCCUGCUUGGCCGAGGCAUAUUAUCAUCCAAUGGUCAUUAUUGGGAUAUGCAAAGAAAGAUCAUUUCACCUGAAUUCUACCUCGAAAGAGUUAAGGGCUUUGUGACAAUGAUGGCAGAAUCCACAUCCACAAUGUUAAAAACUUGGGAGAGUAAAGCUGAAACCUGGGGAGGAAAAGUAGAAAUCAGAGUUGAUGAAGACUUGAGAAGUUUGUCAGCAGACAUUAUUUCAAGAUCUUGUUUCGGCAGCAACUAUGCCGAAGGGGAAAAAAUAUUUACCAAGCUUCAAACUCUUCUAAUGGUCAUGUCAAAGGGAAAUAUUGGAAUUCCUGGAUUAAGGUACCUUCCAAAUAGGCAUAACAAAGAGAUAUGGAAAUUGGAGAAAGAGAUAGAUUCAACUAUACUUGGGUUAGUCGAAAGGCGCAGUGAAGAUACCUGCGGUAAAGACCUUCUACAAUUGAUACUUAGUGCAGCCAAGAGUUAUGGAGACGAUAGCAACUUACCAGCAGACAUUACUCCUAACAAGUUCAUUGUGGAUAACUGCAAGAACAUUUAUUUCGCUGGCCAUGAAACUACUGCAAUUUCGGCAUCAUGGUGCUUGAUGUUACUUGCGGCCCAUCCAGAAUGGCAAGCUCGUGCGCGUGCUGAGGUUCUUGAAAUUUGUGGCAUGGGACUUCCGGCUGCAGAUACUCUUCGAAGCUGCAGAUACUCUUCGAAGCUUGAAAACUCUGACUAUGGUGAUUCUGGAGACACUACGUCUCUACCCCCCAGUAGCUUAUGUGGCGUCAACAUUCAGAUUCCUAUACCCAUUUUGCACCAGGACCCUGAUCUAUGGCACUCGGAUGUGCAUCAGUUCAAUCCAGAAAGAUUUGCUGAUGGAACUGCUGGGGCAUGCAAGAUUGCACAGGCUUAUAUGCCGUUUGGAUUGGGAAGUCGUACCUGUGCAGGCCAACACUUUGCUAUGGCUGAAUUGAAAGUAAUUUUGUCUCUCAUUCUGUCGAAGUUUAGCUUCUCUUUGUCCCUGGCAUAUCAGCACUCACCCGUAUUUAGAUUAGUUAUACAACCUGAACAUGGAGUCAAUCUCCAAUUUGAGAAACUGUGA
This is a messenger RNA of Fraxinus pennsylvanica, 1539 nucleotides long. Lineage: Eukaryota; Viridiplantae; Streptophyta; Magnoliopsida; Lamiales; Oleaceae. The record is from the annotation of a GenBank genome assembly.